GAGGCAGGGAGGGAUGACGCCCCACUUUGGAGAAACGCAGUUAUAGAGACGGUGUCAAUUCGUAGAAAGGCGUUGCAUUACAACAGCACUGCACGAGUACUUAUAGAGUGCUCUUUUCCCCCUGAUACCUGCUGUCUCACUGCGUUCUGUCUGGCUUCAACAUGGCAGGACAAUGUAUUGCCGCCUCGUCGUUCAUUUCCCUGAUCAUGAGCGCAGUGCACUUUAACCCACCCACGACUCCUGUGAGAACACCAGAAGAGGUCGACUUCAUCGUUGUUGGGGGUGGGUCGGCGGGUGCCGUCGUUGCCAGCCGACUGUCCGAGGUCACCAAUUGGCAGGUUUUGCUCCUUGAAGCAGGCCCCGAACAAGAACACUCAACUUACGUCCCGACUUUUUAUGGCUACACAAGAGCUGUACCUGAGUAUGACUGGUACUUGAAAGUCCAAGAUACUCCAAACGACCACACUGGAUUUAUCUCGAGAGCGAAACAGUUGGGUGGCUGUAGUUCACAUAACGGCAUGAUUUACUUUCGCGGGACCGAGGAUGACUACCGUUGCUGGGAAAGCAAAAAUGCCACGGGCUGGGGCUACAAGGAUGUCCUGCCCUUCUUCAAGAAGUCAGAGGACUGUCUCGAUCCAGAUCUAGCCAAGGACACGGUCCAUCAUAGCACGGGUGGACCUCUAUCAAUCCAGCGUAUGCCGUACAAGGACAUCAACGCACAUCUGCUGUUAAAAGUGUACAGGGAAUCUGGACUACGGGAAGUAGACCUCAACGGUGGUAAAAACGAGGGUUACGCGUGGUCGCAAACGACCACAAAGAAUGGGCGAAGAGUCAGUUCCAGCACGGCGUUUUUGGAGCAGCAGCGAGCUAAGCGUUUCAACCUGCACGUCGUUACACGCGCCCGGGUAUCUAAAGUGUUGAUCAAUGUUAAGACAAGGAGCGCCGAGGGAGUGGCCUAUACAGGCAGCGAUGGGAAAGUUCGCACAGUCCGUGCUAGAAAGGAGGUCGUGCUCAGCGCAGGAACAUACCUUUCGCCUCAGCUACUGAUGGUGUCGGGAGUUGGACCAGCAAAGGUUUUAACUAAAGCUGGCAUUCCUGUGGUCGCUGAUUUGCCCGUUGGAAGCAAUCUCCAGGACCAUCUUGUGAUCAACACUAUGCCAACAUUGAAGCUGACAAAGACUGCGGUUGUGCCGUCUGUCGAUGAUGUCUACAGAGAUAUUGAAGAUUUCAGAAAGGCUAACGGCUCACGUGGCCCGGGACCAAUUGGCACGUUGGGUUCAAACUCGGUCGUAGUGCGGAUGCGCAGCCCCCUCCAACCACAGCACGACCGCAGGCCUUACAUCUACAUCCAGCACCCGCCUGGAGGUUGGCUUGACAGAGUGGAGCGCAUGCCGUACUGCGCGAACGGAACCACGUCGCCGAACGCAACAGCAAGCUACUAUGACUCGAUCUUCCCGUACGUCGUUCUCUUGCACCCAAAGGACAGCGGUGUGGUUACCAUCAACACAACAAAUCCAGGAGGACCACCUAUUAUCAGACAGAGAGUUUUCCAGAACAGUGAGGAUAUUCGGGCUUAUGCCGCCGGCCUGAAGAAAGCUAUGGACAUAUUUACUUCAUCAAAGACCCUACAAGAGUCAGGCGUUACUCCGAUUGUUAAUGGUGGUAAAUCGUGCGGACACAUUCCUAAAGGACGUCAGGCAUGGUACGAGUGCCUCGUCCGCACCGAGGGUGGAGCCACGUGGGGUCACGGCGUGGGCACGUGCAGCAUUGGCUCCGUGGUGGACUCCAGACUGCGCGUCCGGGGCGGGGUGCGCAACUUGCGCGUUGCCGAUGCCUCCGUAAUGCCGUGUGUCCCGGGCGGCGGUACCAACGGCCCCAGCAUGAUGAUUGGCGAGCGGGCGGCACACUUCAUCAAACUCGACCACGGUGUGGCUUCGUAGCUCUUGCAAAUCACUACAGUAUGGACUCGAAGGAAGAAAUAAAUCUCUGAUUAAGUU
Molecule: messenger RNA, 1997 nt
Organism: Frankliniella occidentalis (western flower thrips)
Lineage: Eukaryota; Metazoa; Arthropoda; Insecta; Thysanoptera; Thripidae
Product: glucose dehydrogenase [FAD, quinone]-like
Exons: 11
Coding region: 162-1940 (592 amino acids)
Molecular function (GO): flavin adenine dinucleotide binding; oxidoreductase activity, acting on CH-OH group of donors
Source: RefSeq, a predicted model, not a curated record